AUGGCACGGCCGAAAAACGACGCAAGAGAAAAGAUAGAAAUUACACUAUUUGGCGACAUAUUCCCGUUUGUCCGCAACAUACAGUAUCCAACCGGCACGCAGUUGCGCCUCGCCUCCAGCGAGGAAGUAACCGCAUCACCUUUCCAUCCUUGCUUUUUUCUCCCCUCCCCCCCACCCCCCCCUGCCGCCGACACACAGCGUGCGAACCGCACGCACGGCGAUUCCCGACGACGCCAACCCGGCACCGAGCGUCCAUGCGAGCGGCCAGGCCGGCGGGCAGGCGGAUGUCGCUUUCGCGCGCGAGCUCGAGCUCGCGCGACCCAUACCGAGAUGACUCGAUUCCCGCGGAGCAAUACGAUACGUCGCGCUCGCGCUUCAGCGACGCGAGCUUGUUCGAGCGCGGCGCGGACGGCAGCGCCAGGACAACGUUCCCGUGGCGGACUACGCUUGGAUAAGGACCGCGGGACGUCGAUCGCCUUCAUUUGCUUGGGGUGCGUCACGUUUCUGCCCGGCGUGUAUGUCGUGUUCAAUCUCGUGCAGGUGCUGAGGGGGGCGCCCGGGUUUCAUUUGUCGGACUUUGCGCAUUGGGAUGAUUAUAGGUGGUGAGGAAGACAAUGGGAGUACGAGAAAGAAGAAACCUAGUUUAGAAACGAUUCAUGAAGAAGCGGAUCGGUGAACGUCAUGGGUUUCCCAAAACGGAUUAGCCGCUACCUCUCGAGGUAGGUGGGGUUAACCGGAGGUGCCAUUCUGUAGCAACACGCAAGUGCAGGCUGUAAUGCAGUCGACGCUUCCUGGGUCGUCCUCGCUGGCGACGUCCUUGUUGGCGAAUUCGGUGACGUCGGCAUCCGCUAAAAAUAAUCAUAUUACGCCA
Chondrus crispus (carragheen) is the source of this 871-nucleotide messenger RNA. RefSeq lists its product as hypothetical. The record is from RefSeq and is a predicted model, not a curated record. The transcript has 5 exons. The coding region runs from base 1 to 606 and encodes 201 amino acids. Lineage: Eukaryota; Rhodophyta; Florideophyceae; Gigartinales; Gigartinaceae.